GCCAGACUACUCUGAAGAGUCCACAGGAUAUUCAGGUCAAUGUUGUAAAUACAAAUUUCACUCUAAGGUGGAACUACACUGGGAAUGAUACCAAUGUGACGUUUUCAGCAGAAUACUGUUGGUUUAAAAAUCUUGAGACAAAAGAAACUGAAUGGAAGGAGUUGUCUGGGUGUCAGAACGUUACUCGCACGGAAUGUGACUUUUCCUCCGCAAUAACCGAAUACUAUGAUAAAUACCAUGUGCGUGUAAGGGCUGAAAGAAGGGAAGAAGUGUCUCCAUGGUCUAGCAUUUUUGAAAUGAUUCCAUAUUUUAUAGCUCAGAUUGGUCCCCCAGAAAUAGAGCUGCAGUCUACAAAUGGAGUCAUAAAAAUUAAGGUUUCUCCUCCAGAAGCAAAUCAGGACCAAAAAAUGUGGAUAGAUCAUAUACUUUUUAAAUAUAAUCUAGUUAUCUGGGAGAAUUCGUCAAAUGCAGAGCUCAGAAGUCAAAGUAUUUUUCCUAUUGAUGUAAUUGAUGAUCUUGCACCAGACACCACCUAUUGUUUGAAAGUUCAAGCAACUAUUCCUUUGGACUUCCAAGAAGGCUUUUUCAGUCCCAUUCAUUGUGUAAAAACUACCCGUAAAGUGAAUGACCUGCUCUGUGCAACAAAUGUGAGUGUUCUUGCUUUGAAUAUGAAAUUUCAUCUGCAUUGGAAUAAUCAGUAUAAACAACAUGUGAGCUACAAUGUACAGUAUCUCAUUGGGUAUCUAAAGAAGCUUCAUGAUGAUUACUCAACCAAGUGGCUCAAUGUACCUGGAUGUGAAAAUAUCACUGAUACACAAUGCGAUUUCUCAUCUGUCAUGACUACUACUGGAUUUUAUUAUCUCCGUGUGCAGGCCAUGAAUGAAUAUAAUAAAUCAUGUUUGUCUGAUGACAUAAAAGUAGAUCCUCUGGUAACAAAUGAAAUUGGCCCUCCUGGUGUAAAAGUGGACAUCAGUGAUUUUUUGCUCCAUAUCCAGAUUUCUCCUCCGGGAGGAUCUGAGGCUGAAGUCAUGAGAACCUAUUAUGACUUGUCUUACCGCAUUCUGUAUUGGAAGAAUUCAUCGAAUAAUGAGGAGGAAAUAAAAAUGAAAGAGAUAAAGCAGACAAUAGGGACAGUCUCUGAUCUAACACCCUCAACUUUGUACUGUGUAAAAGUACAAGCAUUCUCACAGGCUUACCGCAAAAGCAGUCAUUUCAGCAAAGAGGAAUGCAUCAAAACACCUGGAGAUAAAAUUGUACCUGUGAUCAUUUUGGCAAUAUUUGUAGCUGCCCUGGUUGCUGUCUUGCUUGUGGCUCUGCCACUCAUUUUUGCCCUGUAUCAAGCCUACAAUAAAAUCAAAUACGUUUUCUUUCCAUCAUGCCAGACUCCUUUGAACAUAGAG
Messenger RNA from Tauraco erythrolophus (red-crested turaco), 1400 nucleotides. The record is from RefSeq and is a predicted model, not a curated record. NCBI's taxonomy places the organism in Eukaryota, Metazoa, Chordata, Aves, Musophagiformes, Musophagidae.